GAUUAACAACCCUUGCUCCUCGAAGAAAAGGGUAGCAAUAAUUCUGCGUGAGUGUGUGGGCGAGAGACAGAGGGUCAAAAAAUGGCGGCUGCUGCUGUCUCCCUCAAUGGCUCCAUCGUCCGUGGCAAUUCGUCGCCGGCGAGGGCGGUCUCCGCCCGCCGGGAUGGUUUGUGCUGGUGGAGAAUCCCGAUGUGGGCGCCGGGGGCGCUGCUUUGCCGGAAGUCCCCCAGCCGCAGAGCGCAGCCACUGGCGGGGUCCAGGGGCGAUGACUCCUCCGCGCCGCAGGAAAUUACGGUGGAGAGCGCGCUCAAGAUUCUCGGCGUGGCGGAAGGUGCCUCCUUUGACGAAAUCGUUAGGGCCAAGAACGCCGUGCUAGCUUCCAGCCGGGGCGACAUGGAGGCCGUUGCGCAGGUGGAGGCUGCAUAUGAGGUGUUGCUUAUGCAGAGCUUGUCAAGACGACGAUCUGGCAAAGUUGCAAACAGUGGCAUUAGAUAUGCUGAUGUAAGAUCUAAAAAGAGCACAGGAAUAAAUGCAUUGCCAGAGUGGUUGCAAGAGAGAAUCAAAAGCAUUCCUGUUUCCAUUGAUUCUCCAUCUGCAAGCGAUUUGGGUACAAAAGGAGGUGUUUAUGGAGCCUUGAUGCUUUUCACUUUUGUUAGCGGUUCCUCCCCCACCUCUGCUGGACCAUAUACUGGAGCUGAUGUUCCUGGGUUAAUAAUAGCUACGAGUAUCGGUGCUUCCUUGUAUUUUUUAUCAAAGAAGAGACUUGGCCUAGGGAAAGCAGCAGUAGUCACUGUUGGUGGACUUGUGGUGGGCGCGGCAAUUGGGUCAGCAGUGGAGCAAUGGUUGCAAGUCGAUAUAGUUCCUUUUUAUGGCAUCCAUUCGCCUGCGAUAAUCGUGAGUGAGUUCAUUCUCAUUUCACAGUUCUUGGUAUCUCUGUAUCUCACUUAGGUGCGGAGAGAGACUGUCUAUGCUUCUACAGUUCACUCAAACCUAACUGCCCUGUAUAUUGUUUAACAUGAUUUAUACAAUUCAGAAUGAGGCAAAUAAGUUCGCAUGCUGUGUUUCAUCA
Messenger RNA from Zingiber officinale, 1069 nucleotides. RefSeq names its product protein CHAPERONE-LIKE PROTEIN OF POR1, chloroplastic-like. The record is from RefSeq and is a predicted model, not a curated record. NCBI's taxonomy places the organism in Eukaryota, Viridiplantae, Streptophyta, Magnoliopsida, Zingiberales, Zingiberaceae. The transcript has 3 exons. The coding region runs from base 82 to 948 and encodes 288 amino acids. Gene Ontology annotation, cellular component: chloroplast membrane.